AGAGUAGCAAACUAUAAAGGAAAAUAAAUGCCUACAGUUUAAAUGUUAACAUUUAUUUUUUAGGAAAGGGGCAGCUAAUAGAAGAUUAUGCCAUAGGGUUUCACAGAAGUGUCCCUAUUUUUUUGAAAAAAUACAAUUUUACCUAUUUUGCAAAUACAUUAUCUUUCGUCUUUAACCUUACACUCCAUUAUGUACAGUUAAACUAAACUCAUCAUCAUUUGAAUAAGGCAAGGUUUUAUAUCCCAGCAGUCUUUAAAAUGAAUUCAAGAGCAAACGGUUUUCAAUAGUUUGUAAUAUUGAUAUUUUUCAUUGGAAUUUAACUGAUUAAAUGUUGAUUAAACACACACACAUUAAGCAUUUCAUAACAAUAACUUAACACAAUGGCAUUUUCCCAGAUUUUUUUAUUGACACAAAGGUCACAAAUGAAUCCCACGACAGUUAAAUUUGAGCAUAGCUCUUGAGCCCACCUCGGACACUGCCUGCACCGUAUCCAGUCCCCACCGGUAACAGAGAAGAGCUCAUUUAGGGUGUUUGUUGCAAACAUGUAUUUUUCUUACCAACAUUCAGGAGGGGCAUCUUGUCCCCAACAUACUAAUCUAACAUAUUACUACUUCACUAAAAAACAAUCAACAUUUUUCUCUCUAAAAAAGUGGAAGAUUUAUCUUAAGGCUUCCCUACAUGUACAUUUAAUAAAUAAUAAUGGAUCUAACUUCCUUGGAUUAUAUCUAUAACUUUUUCUAAAUUGCAAUUGAAAUUAUAAACUUACCUCAAAAUCGUUUUGAUGGAAUUAUGGCAUUUGUAGUUGAUCUUUUUUUUUUACAUCAUGUGGUUUUUGUGAGAAUUACAGGGGGGUGGGGGCCAACCUACCCUAUGGGGCAUCUCGCCCCAUAUAACUCUAUAUUUGGACUUGUAUGUCAUGGCAGCCUUCAGUUCAGGUGUCUGCUGACUGAUCUACAAAGAACCUUGCAUUCUAAAUAACUAGCCCUACUCAUUAUUAUUUGUAAAUCAGUCAGUCAGUCACAAUUUACCAACGAUACAUUAUGGAUUUGAUCCUCUUGAACAAGGACAAAUUGUAGAAAUAAGGGUUUUAGCCAUAACUAUGGUCUUGUUCCCCUGCUCAGAUGUUGCAUGCGUCAAAAUCUUUGACUGUGUCAUCGACUGACAGAUUUCUAUAACAUAUGGUGCUUUCAUGAGCACCAAAGUUAUAGCAAACCCCUAAAAUAGCAGGGAGGGAGCAGGGAACAAAAUGUUACUCAGCCAAUAUACAGUAGUUUUAAACUACACAUGAUAGAAUGACAAAAAACAUACAGACCUCGGCUCCAUAAAUGCACCUUGAAACGGGUGUUGGCGUUUUGGGGAAGCAUGUCGUUCAGAACAAACCAUUAUGCAACGUAUCCAACGUUCAAUCGAACUGAACGCACCCAAGAUGGGGCAGGUGCCACACCCCUGCAGCCCCGCCCUGAUGGCACCUGGCGUUCAUUUAAAACCUUUCCUUGCCGCACUGGUGAAUUUACUGCGUGGCUGCAGCCAAAUAUAUCAUGUCAACAAGAGUGGAAUCCGCAUUUCAAGGUCCAUUUAUGGAGCCGAGGGGUUGGUCAAUGCCUCUUUUGUCUGGCGUUCCAGCGCUGCCCCCAGGCUUCAGGUCCAGACCACCUUCUUAUCCAAGCAGCCCUGAACCUUGGCUUCUCCCAGGAUGUAGCUCUGUGUAUGACAGUCUGGUCAGUAAUACAGCCCCAGCCAUGCCGCCCUCCCCCAUUAAUGGAGAAAGAGGACCUGCCCCUGCUAUGCAAAAGCUGCGCAGGGCCUCUAUCCUUGAGCGAUGUAUCCUUAGGAUGUCUACUGCAAGUGUUGCUGUUGGAACGGAAGACAUGGAUGGUAUCAGGAGGUCCCAGGCAGGGAUGCGUUUGGCCCCACGAAACCUGGAUCCAGCUCACAUGGAAGGCAAUGAAUCUGUUCUGAAACGACGGCAGAAACAGGUUCAGUACGGCAAGAACACCUCUGGCUACCAGAAUUACCUGGAGCAAGUUCCCAAGCGUCUGAGAAUCUCUGGGCUGCACCCAUCCACUCCAAACAAAUAUAGAAAAUACAGCCGCCGUUCCUGGGACAUGCAGGUUCGCCUUUGGCGGAGAGCUCUGCAUGCGUGGGACCCUCUGUCUGAACCGCAUGGAGAAGCUGAGGAACAAGACCCUCUUGACCAACUGCAGGGGUUGCUUGAGCAGAUGAAUUGCGAGUUAUAUGAAGACUGUAGUGGUAAAGAGCGGACCAGAGGGAUGCUGUCAAACUCCAAAGCCCCCUUCUCCUCUAAACCUGCAGUAAUGUCAUUCAACAGUCCCUGGAUGUUUCCCCAUGGAUCUCAGGUGGAUGUGUCAGGUCCUCAGGUGCCAUGCUCCCAGCCAGGCUUGGGGUACGCCUUUAGCAGUCAUCUAACAGCUGAUGAGAAUGUGGUGGGGUGGCUGAGAUUUCUCCUGGAAACUGACCACUCCCGCGAUCAACAGGCGCCCCUGCAGGGCGACCGGCUACUGUGGAGGCCAUACUGAUCAUUGCUGUCAGUCACAGCGGUAGAUCUUUUGGGUAUAUCCUAAUAGACUUGCAGGGUUGCACUGGGUGUUGUGCUGACUAUGAAAGGGAUGAUUGCUGUAAAAUAUUUACAACUUUUGGGUUCACUUUUUACACUUUGGUUAUGGUUUUGUAUUGCACAUUUUCAAACUGCUUCACUAAUCAUGUACCUACAUUGAUGUCUAUUUGGACCCACUGUAAUUUACUUUUUUUGCACUGUUUACCUUUGUCACAAUUACAUUUAGUUAUGUUAGGUUUUCACUGCCCCAUCCUCUAAAGCAGGACUAUCCUGACCUGCCUGAAUUCUGUUUUCUCUCUAAAGAGAUAAGAUGUAUUAGCUUUGUUGCGUUUGGCUCACCAGCCACAUCACCAUGUUCACCAGUCUGUGACCCAACUGACUGUCAGGCUCUAUACGGUCUCAUGCACCAUCCUCUCCUGCCUACCUAGCUGUUUUUCUAAAAACAAUUUCGAUGGGGAAAAUGCUAUCACUUUGUUUAGUAGUUUUUUAUUCUUUUUUUUCUUCUUAAUUGUCUUUUUGUACAACCUGAGUACUGAUGCAGAACGAAAUUAAUAAAGAUAUGUUCCAAAUUGAA
Messenger RNA from Salvelinus fontinalis (brook trout), 3149 nucleotides. It is a transcript of the gene slbp2, whose product is annotated as stem-loop binding protein 2. Gene Ontology annotation, cellular component: cytoplasm; histone pre-mRNA 3'end processing complex. The record is from RefSeq and is a predicted model, not a curated record. The transcript is spliced from 8 exons. Bases 1539 to 2537 code for a protein of 332 amino acids. Lineage: Eukaryota; Metazoa; Chordata; Actinopteri; Salmoniformes; Salmonidae. Gene Ontology annotation, molecular function: histone pre-mRNA stem-loop binding; mRNA binding. Gene Ontology annotation, biological process: mRNA 3'-end processing by stem-loop binding and cleavage; mRNA transport.